This is a messenger RNA of Vespa mandarinia (Asian giant hornet), 623 nucleotides long. RefSeq names its product mediator complex subunit 11 (gene MED11). NCBI's taxonomy places the organism in Eukaryota, Metazoa, Arthropoda, Insecta, Hymenoptera, Vespidae. Gene Ontology annotation, biological process: regulation of transcription by RNA polymerase II. Gene Ontology annotation, cellular component: mediator complex. The record is from RefSeq and is a predicted model, not a curated record. Gene Ontology annotation, molecular function: transcription coregulator activity.
GAUAUGUAUGCGCAAUAGGAUUACUGCGCAGCUCGCUCAUCGAUGAAUCUGAAGUUCGCAAUAUCGCAGCUUUAGUACGGCAUAUGUAUAACAUGUGUUUACGUUCAGUCGACUUUAUUCUUCGAAGUUUAUAACAUACGUUUUGUCGUCUAUUACGUUCAUUUUCGAAAAAGCUUCUCUCAUACGCAGUUAUCUCUCAAGCUGUUCAUCGUAAUUAUAAUACUUUAAUUAAGUACUUUUUGUACAUAUUAUAAAAUAUAAUACAAAAUUCGUAAAAAUGACUCCACCUAUGGAGAGGAUCCAAAUCUUAGAAACUAUUGAAAAAGAUAUCAUUGUUUGUUUACAAAGUGCAGGGCAAGCGUUUAUGGAAUUAAGUAAGGAAAAGUCUAGUUUAAAGCAAGCAGAAGCCCAAACUCAUCAAUUUUUGAAAACUUUAGGCCAUGUGGAAUCAAAAUUGAGCGAACAAAUCAAUUAUCUUACACAAGUUUCGACAGGUCAACCACACGAAGGUUCUGGAUACGCGAGUCAAAAGGUUUUGCAAAUGGCGUGGCAUAGGUUAGAACAUGCUCGUAGUAGAGUAAAUGAACUGGAACGCAUAAAAAAUAAACCAAGAUAAAAACUAA